Molecule: messenger RNA, 13742 nt
Organism: Porites lobata
Lineage: Eukaryota; Metazoa; Cnidaria; Anthozoa; Scleractinia; Poritidae
Source: the annotation of a GenBank genome assembly
GCGCUAAGUAUCAAAACUGGAAUAUGCAAUUUCACCAUUACUACUCCUGGUCUGUUUGCGUGUGAAAAGGUUUCCUUUGAGAAGCCUUUCAAUGGCAGGCAGGAUGUGAAAGUUUUCGUUUCCAAAAGCCACACAACAAAGAAUUAUAGUGGUGGAGAUGGCGCGGCUAUUUGGGUGGAAUCUGUGGAUAAUAAAGAAUUUACAGUUUGUGUUUUAGAGUACGGAGAUGGUUCUAGUGGGACUACGAAAGUGAACUGGUUGGCGCUGCAAUCUGUUCCUGUUGGCGCUCAACUAGACACCGUCUCGUUGGAUUCUUGGACUACUGGAGAAAAGUGUAAAAGGAUCGCCUUUGAAAAGGUUACCGCUGUUUCCCCUUGCGUUUUCGUUAAGUUAAUAGUUCUUACUGAUUUAGGUAUUUCUGUUUGCUCAAACCUAGACACAAGAUUUCACUACGUUAUUUUUUGAGCUUUGCUUGACGGAGUGGCUUUAACUUCCUCUUUCUUUAUUUAGCUCGUAGGAGCUGCGGACUUUCCAUUUGACUUCUUCCUUAUAUCUUUAAGUCAUGCGAUAUAACAUUGUUGCAUUAUAAAAUACGAUUCUUUAUAUGUUUACCAAGAUCUUACAUAUAUUGCUACCUCUAUUUUCUUCCAUCAAAGUUAUCUUGCAAUCUGUCCUCCACUUUUCUUGAUCAUUUCAAUUUUUUUAUUUACAUUAAUACAUCUUUAAAAAGCUUUAACAAUCUUCAUAUUUUUGCUAAUUUUUGCUCUAAAAAAUUUAGUGAGAAAGUCUAUAUUUCGAUUCCUUUUGUAUCUACGUUGCCAGGUUCAUGACUAUCGUUUUAUUUGCUGAUUUGCAAAUUCUGUGUUUUAUUCGUAAAACUGUUCUUAGUUGUUUUUCAUCUGCACUAGGAAAUUCCAUCCAAUUUGCUUCUUUCAAGUUCAAAAUGAUUUUUUCUAUCACUCUUCCAUCGUUUUAUAUCAUACCCUUGUUUGUUUGAAAAAGAAAUGUAAUAAAUUAUUUAUUUUUUUCCCUUUUACUUUUUCAGCGUUUCUCAAUUCCUCCGAGCAUCUACGUAACAGCUCGUCACCAAAUUCUCAAGAGAUCUCAGGACGCCUUGGCCUUGUGGGUAGAGGAUGUACGCAGAGACAGUUUUAAGGUUUGCCUCAGGGAAACUAAGAUUUUUGAUGGUCUGCAUAAAAACAUCAAGGUGGUAAGCGAAUUCCUUUUGUUACCUGUUACAUGUUUGAAAGUAGACUCACACGACAACCAAGCGGUUCCUCCCUUGCUGCAACUUACAGGCGCUGUGCUUUAGCAGAACCCAGCUCUACCUUUGCUCUUUGCCUACUAGGAAAUCGUAGCUUUUAUCAUAGAGAUCCUAUGUUGGAUACCCUGUGAUUUACACAGGUUCAGAGCAAUGGGCUCCCUUCUCUUAGAAACAACCUUGACUUGAGAAAGAAUAUAUUGAUAACAUUGUUAAUACUUUUUCACUUGUCCUUCAGGACUAGAUAGCAUUUGUGAAGCUGAUGACGCUGAAUUUUACCUUGAUCAAUGGCCUUGUAACAACAAAGAAUAACUCACCACUAAACAAGCAACAAAACAACGCUGUCUGUCAGGUAAAGUAACUAAUGAACUAUAUAUACUGUUUUGGUUUCUCAGUCACUUAUAUUCAUAAAUAGAAAGUCUUUCAUAAGUUCAUGGAGCUCUGAUGUUGUUAUCGUUAACCAUUUAAACAAGAUAUAUCAUAUACCGCAUAUGUGUAGAAAAACUUAAGAACGCUGAUUCUUUUCUUGUUUUUUUAGAUAAUAAAGUUCACUGAUGCUUUCUAUGCCCCUCCGGUAGUAAUGGUUUCACCAAGACUCAGUUACCAUAACAACAACUCUCGUUUCUCGGCUUCCGCAACUUGUAACGCAGUUACUGCGUGGAUUCAGGUAACAAAUAUGAAACUUGGAGCCAUUUUUCUUAGUCGUUGCGUCCUUAGGCUGCCUUCUUAUCUUUUCCCUUCUAACUUACUUUUAGAAUUGUCUCUGUUUCAAUUUUUCAUGUCGUUUAAGGAGUCCAAAAAAGUUUUUUGUUUUGUUUUUUCCCAAUUUUUCCAACCAACCUGUGCACGCCCCGGUUUCGCUUUCUAAACGACCUUUGGUAGUGACAUAGCAGUUAAGGUAAGAAAAUACCUGAUGAUGCUUAAUAAUGGAUAAUCUGAUAAUUCUUAUUAUUGUGUCUAGCAUACCUUUACAAACGAAACCGAGGUGUGUAUGAGAAGAUACAGCAAUAACGCCAAUUAUAAGGACAUCGUACAACUGGAUUACCUGGUGAUUGGAGGUACGUAAACAAUCUAUCAAAACCUUGGUGAAGGCUGUAUGCUGCAGUGUAUCAAGUACAUUUUAUGACAUGAAUCUUUUGAAGUUGUUUGAUGGAGAGCUUUUUUUUCUCUAAUUAAUGCUAUUUUUUGUUGUCUCUAUUUUGGGGGAUUGUAGAUUUGGUUGACUGAAAGAACAUGUUACUAAUAUAAUUUCGUCGCAAUAAAUUUGUGUAUUCAAGAAAAUGAGAAUUUUUUUGAAAACUAUUAAGACUAAAUUUCUUUGGCACACUGGUGCUCCUGAUCACGAAAUUAAUAGGCUCAUAUGUGGUGUCAUGAGACAAAAAUUCAGGAACUGAAAAACGAGAUCAUAUGCAUUCUUAUCCUUUUCUUAGAGUCGCCAGUGUUGUUAACUGCAAUGCACCUUAUUGGCAUCUUAAAGCAGUUUCAGUUCGUAAUUAAAGGAAAUUUUUGCAGAGUCUAUACUUGUUUUCUUGCAUCUAAAGUCACGUGUCCCUUAAUUUACGUUAUAGUUUCUUAAUCUACGUCAGAGCCCCUUUUUUUCUGAAAGGGAUCCGAGUGAAGACUUGCACAAAUGGUGUGCCAAAAUGGCGGUAAAUUUGAACGUGUCAAAAAAUUCUCUUUAAUAACAUUGUGUUCAAAGCAAUUUUUUUUUUCGCGCACUUUCUCGUAGUAAUGUGCAUUUUCAAUUCUAAAAAAAAAAAUUUUAAGGUAUGGGCACUUUAAAUCUAAUCUGUUGUUAUUUGCCUAAUUAUCUUCAGACCUGGAUCCCUGCAUAGACGUUACGUGUUAUUAUCACAGCUUCUGUAAGGCGUUUGGACCCCAUGAUGCACGCUGUGUAUGUGUGGAUAGCUGCCCAUCUUACAAAGAACCCGUUUGCUCAUCAAAUGGCACUACGUACGACAACAGAUGUUUGUUUGAAAGAGAAGUUUGUUUACAUCGACUAAACUUUACUGUGCAACAUCGUGGCAGCUGUGAAGGUUAGUACAGUUGUUUUUGAAUCUGUUAAAAAGUGAUAUUUGUUUUUAUUAGAUUUCAGUAUCUUAGCGAAUUUUUUGAAUCAGAUAUUUACUUACCCAUGUAAUCUGGAGGGAAAACGGCGAUAGAUGCGUGACUUUAUGGGAGUACAGAAUUUUACGUAAUUUUGCUAAAACGUUUGACAGGGGCAAUGCUAAUAAGAAUACUGGUCAGAAAGAGUGCUGAUAGACUUCUGUUUUAAGCAUUUUCAGUCAAUACUCAACGAAAAUAUCUGUUGUUUUUUUUUAUAUAUGUAUCACUGAAGCAAAUUUAAAACUGAUUCUUCUCUCUGAGAUUAGUAGUAUAGUAGUAGUAGUAGUAGUCGUAUGCAUUUCGUACCCGGACGUAGCUCUGCCUAACAUAUCUGGAUAACGUCCUUUCCUAGAGUUAUAUUUUUUUAAGCAUAAUUGGAACUGAACCUUUUCUCUGCGAGAAGUAGUAGCUACGGUAAAUGUUCACUUUCCUUUCCUUUAGCGCUAAAAGGCUUGACCAGUUGCCACCGUGUAAUUCUAAUCUCUCCAUAACUGCUUGCCAUGCUAUUGACCUAAUGCAGUGACAAGCGAAACAUUGUCUGCUGUGAACUUUUCCCAGCACUUCUAUGGUAGAGAGUAACAACCUUCUUUCUAAGAACCACUCAUUUACUGCUAUGUUAACAUUUUUAAAUGCCCUUUGCUCCGCAUGCUUGUCAUACUAAUCUAUAGUUCAUCUUGAAAUGUGUUUUCUAGGAUUUCCUUUUCAGCGUGGUCGUCGUCACAUGCCACAUAUUUCAUCCUUGGGCUACUCUCACUGUCAUGCCAUUCAUUUCAAACCGUUUGUGUCUUACCCUGACAAACCCAUUCAAGUGCAGAUAACUGUCAAUCAUAUGGAUACCAGUGACAAAUCGUAUGUCCAUGACGCGGUAGUAUCGUGGGUUGAAAAUGUAGAUAACGACGGAUUCACUGCUUGUGUGAUGGCGGCAGGAUAUAACGAACGAAAGUCGUAUGCUAACGUGACAGUUGAUUGGAUGGCGUACCAAGGUGCUCCAGUGGGUGGCGUGACUGGUGAAGUGCGCAUGCCACAGUGGUGGACUGGUACGACUUGUGCGACUGUCAUGUUUCCUACAGUGAGUGGCCUUUGUUGGGUUUUCUUGUCCUUCCCAUUUUUUUCAAGAUCAUAUCUUUUGAAACGCCUCACUUCUACUGAGGUCACUCAGUUAAUAACAGAUCGUUUUUAAUAAGCAUCAGCAGUGAUUUCUCGUAAUGGUGCAGCCGUACACUUAUGACCAUUAGUCGAACAACGUCAUGGUAGUACAAAUUAUUCUUUUACCAAUUUCCAGCAUAUCACAAAUGUCAUGGGUUCCUUUUUGCAAUAAAUACGAAAUUGAUUCCUGAUUUAUUUUUCAGGGAAAAUUCUCUGUGAUGCCGUCGGUAUUUGCGACUGCCAAGCAUUACAAUCCAGGAUUAAAACGUGACGCAGCAAGCGUAUGGAUUGAAGAUGUCACACAAUCAUCCUGUAAAGUUUGCUUGAGAGAAUUGCAAAACUACGCUGGAUCACACCAAGACGUUGUUGUUGUAAGUAACGCCAAUCUCAUGGAAUCGAACGAACAGCGUUUUUCUUUGGAAACUAAGUGCAGCAGACUGGUAUCUUUCUCCAUCUCAUCUUUUCGCUUUUUUACGCUUCCAGCAGUUGGUCCAGCAGAGAUGCACGAUUUUUUGCUUGAAAAUAUAUUUCCCUCCAUCUGUUUCCUCUUCAUCCGGCUUUGUCAACCCAACCAUGUUAUUGCUUUCUUGUAACCUAAUAUGUCGGUGGCUGUUUUAUAUAAACCUUGUUGAUAGAUUACCAUCUUAUUUUCGACGUUGACACAAUCUUUUGGUAGUUAGGACGUGAGAAUGAAAUAGAAUUCUUUCUUUUUAUUGUUAUUUAUUUAUUUAUUUACUUUAUUUCAGAAUUGGUUAGCGUUUUCAUAUCUUGACGAGCCUCCCUUCUCAGAACACAAUUCGAUUUACUUUUCGAAUGAUAAACCUCCCGCGCAGAGUCACUAUAAUGCCUUCUGCAAGGUCAGUAUUCCAGUCCUUUCAUUAGUCUUAUUGGUUUCAAUUCCCGUCACAGUGCACUUAAUUUUAUUGAAUAAAUUUACUAUCAGAGAGCAAAAGAAAACGAUUCCCCUAUCAUGUCUCUAGUGAUGGUAGUUGCAUUUAAUCAGUUUAGCAGGCUGUCUGUCAUAUUUCAGUGAAUAUUUAAAAUGAAAAUGAAAUAUAGAUUAUAAAUGCCCUAAUGCGGAACAAGUCUUUACCUUUAUAUAAAUGUCAGAGACUGAAUUUUUACAAUUAUGUAACUUCUUUUGACAGGACGCUUCUUUUACUAAAGUUUAUAACUCAACUCCACAUGUGUUUGUUUCUGCCAAUCAUUCCACCAAAAAUGGAAGUCAGAGUCCAAUUCAUAACAGCAUAGUUGAGUGGGUAGAGGUAUGUUUUUAUUUGUUUAUUUAUCUACUUUUUAAUAUAUUUUGUGAAUUUGUGUAGCAUACCACUUGCAACCACACUUACAUGUGUUGUGUGCAUGUUUAAAAACCUUAUGAAUUUCAAAAUACGAAUGACUGUAACUAACACUGUCUAUUUUACAAUACAGAAUGCGUUCUACUGAGAAUAACAGCUUAUAAAAUACAGAUCGUGCGAAAAACAGCACAAAAGUUAAAUUUUAUGUUUAACUAACGAUCAGGCAUAACCCUUAGCUAGUAAAAUGGCCAUGAAUUAUGGAAAGUCGUUAAAACUGUGUUUAAAAAAAAGUUGUGUAGCUGUAUAGCAGAAGGUAAGCAAAUGUUGUUAAACAAAAAGCAAUGAGCAAGCUAAAAUUGGUGUUAAGCAAGAGAGAAUGAGCUACGAGAGCGAAUCCCUGUGCCCCAUGAUGAUUAUUUGAAAUCUAUUGAAAGUUCCCACGCGUGCGAUGAAGGUUAUUUUUAUCUGCUGUUUCCGUGACGCGCGCGGUCUACUUUCCCGUGAACGCGACAUAUUUCGCCUCCAAACAUUUGAAGUUUGACAGCAGUUACAGCAAUUAUCGCAUGAGAGGUUUAAGUUGUUGACAUGUAAUAACGCGCUCUCAAUUGUCCUCUUUCCUCUUCCCUUUGAAGCCCUGUCCUGCAAACUUGUUGAACAGUGUUGAUCACUUCUUAAUAUGCGUCAAACUGAGAAAUAUGGAAAGUCUUCUGGUCAAGACCUACCUGAACUGUUCUAUAGUUUUUUUCCUGCUAGCAAGGGAGAAAAUACGCCGUCCGCCGUCUGUGUAUUUACUUAAUGAGCUGAUAAACAUCCCUUUCUUGCAGUACAUCAACAAGACAGGCUUUCGUGCUUGUGUCAAAGAAUUAUAUGAAGCAAAAUAUGACCCAUUGUCAGUAACGUACACAGUUUUGUCAGGUAAGAGCUCUACUGCUACAAAACUAAUAAACUUCAGUACUUACAAGUCUCUGAAUAAAAAAAAAAAUGAAUACAAGCAACACACAAAAGGAAUGCACAAAAACUGGAGGAAAUAAUAAAAAUUGUAUUCGGGUGAUGAUAAAAAACAACGUUCAUCCCUUUUUCCAAAUACCUAUUAAUGUGUAUAAUGGAGUGCUUUAUAGCGGAGCUCUCGCGCGCGAAUCGCACGCAGCGGAGCACCAUGGGUAAAAAAAUGAGAUAAACUACCCAUCCAAGAAAAUUUUGUAAUCACGUGACCGUACUCAGACCGCCUGCCCGCCCGACCGUCCGUCCGCACCAAAGGCAUACCAAUGUAAAAUAAUUCAAUCAACAGGUAUGGCAACCCAAAUGCAACUCAAAGUUGUAUUUGGAAAGAAAUCGCCUGGCCGCCCGGACUUUUAGAAAGAAAAAACAACAACAAAGUCGUUUUUUUUUUCGACGUUAUAUUUGAUGUUUACACUCACGUGGAUAACAGAGAAAGAGCUAGAGCGAGUAAUUGAAAACAAAAGAGAUGAAUUUUGUAGGAAGAAAAACAUGAAAAUUCAAAGCGGCUGUGAGACAAUGAGAAAUGCUAGCGGCCAGCAAGGUGAAAAUGAGCGGCAGUGAAAAAUAAAAGCGAACAUGAACACAGGAGACAAAAUAUUGGGUAAGCACAUACGACCAUUCCUCCACAAAAAUAAUGUGUAACUAGUAAGUUUGACGUUUUAGUCCUACAAAACAGCGUUGUAGUUGUGCAAAACAACUGCAAACAAAGACAAAAAGUGUGCUGCACGUGCAAAUUUGUUCGUUUUUGCUAAUUAGAAAAAAAGAGUGUGCUGCACGUGCAAUUUGUUUUUUUUUAUUUUUUUUGCUAAUUAGAUCUAUUGAUCUUGAUGCCAUAUUCAUUGCCGUCCCGUUUACCAUAUUACACCAUUUAUUUUUUUUUGUUUACAAGUAUAGGUGGUUUUCAUGCAAUCUCGGGAGACACAAAUAACAAUGGUGAAAUGAACAAAUGCUGGUGGACAAACAAAGCGAGCUAAUGAGCGAUCUUUUGUUUACCGUCCACCAGCAUGGCGGCGAUGACGUAACGUGAAAACCACCUAUUAUUAACCAGAGUUUCGCUUCUAGCCCUGGCUAAAUCUAUAUAUUAAUACUUGCAGUUCUUUUGUCUUAUGUAUUGCAUUUAUUAAUUUUGUCCUGAACAAAAAGCUUCUGCUUUUCCAUUUCCUUUUUUAUCGCAAAACCGGAAAUAACAAAAAUGCCCGAAGUAUGUAACUGCUCCUAAAGCCAUACAUUUUAAGCAAUAUCAUUUUGCAGUUCACUAAUUCCUACUUUGUAUACGCGCAGACAUCUGUCCAUCGGGAUGGGAUUACUUCAAUGGAUACUGCUAUUUAACAAGCUCUGUAUGCGCACCUUGGGUGACUGCUGUGUCCAGCUGUUCAGCAAUGAACUCAUAUCUGGUAACAGUGCACAACCAAGAAGAAAAUGUCUACAUUCAGCACCGUCAUAAUGGAGAGCGAUCAUGGAUUGGACUUAAUGACCGAAGCGUUGAGGGAUCAUUUGUCUGGACAAACAAGGAAAUAACCAGUUUUCGGUUCUGGGCUCCGCAACAACCAAACAACAGGAAAAACGAAGAUUGUGUUCACACUCUGGGUGCCAAUGAUGGCUACACUUGGAACGACGUUUCCUGCGAUAACUGCUAUAACUAUACUUGUGUUCGAGGUAAAAGCGGUCAUCAGGUCCGUUUUACAACUUACAUUAAAUGAUCUGUUAGUUGGCACCUGGGGUAAUCUUAUGUUCUGUAAAGGGUUGUGGCUCACUUCAAUAUUUUAUGCCAGGAAUGUAACCAAAACAACAAAAAAGCCAUCUAAUGUAGGGCACAUUAAUGUAGUAUCAUCUUUCAGUCAGUUAGUAGAGGAGAUUGGUUGAGAAUGCAUCAAAGUUUAAGAUUUAGAUUUUUUCUUUUUUUUUUCACAAUAAAUGAAUGCGACGUUUUUAUAGCCGGCCUGUCUACAGCGGACGCCCCCUCCCCCUUUUUUGAGGUGAGGGGGCGUCUGUACACAGGCUAGGUUUUUAUUGGUGAAAAGGAUCAAAAUGAUAAGAAUGCUAUUGAACGUUUCACACCGUCGGUUGAGUCCAAACACCUCUAACAAAAAAACAUACUAUUAUAAUAAAGGCGCUUGUAGGGCUUUAUAGCCAUUCCACUGUUAUUAACUUUGUUUCAGUUUAUGUUUCAAACUCCUACGACUAUAUCAAGGUAAAAAUGGGCAUGCAGCCAAGCUUAUUAGACAGUUGUUAAGGUGUCAUAACGUGAGAUAAAAGCAUUGUGUGCAGUGUUUGGUAAAAUUCAAAGUAAUUUCGUUUUUUCUUUUCAAGAGUUUUAUGAUGAAUUCAAGUUGAGAAUCAUUUCAGAAAAUAAGCACGUAGCAAAGGAAAUGUGAGUGAAUGAAACACAGUGAUUUCUUUUAGAAAUUGACGAAUGCACAACUAACUAUCACAGAUGUAAUGUGAAUGCUGCUUGCCAGAAUACCGUGGGCUCAUACAAAUGUACUUGCAAAGCUGGAUACUCUGGAAAUGGCGGCAAAUGCGUUGGUAAGUACUGAACUUUGCUUUAAAUGUCUUCCAUAUUUUGCCCUUUUGCUUCGCAAACUGAUCGACCGACUUAGUUGUCCUCUGUUCUGAUUUUAUUUAUUAAAUUAUAGACUAAAUAUAUAUGCUUUAUAGUGGAUGUACAGAACUAUUAUUAUUUUCUCUAUCUUUUGUGGUCAAAACUUUCUGAUAAGCCCCUAGUGGGUAUUUAAUCGGAAUUUUGAGCAGUAAAAGAAUACUUGCACUAAUGUGUGCACUCUAAAUCAGACAGAUCUGUUUUAGCCCUAAAAAUACGGCCGUUUCGAUAAGUAAAAUACAGUCCUAUUUAUGAGUCUAAUUUUGUGCCCUUAAAGCAGGGCCAAUACAGUCCAAUUAAUUAGCUAGGGCUGAUUUGGUCCCAGGGCUGAAAUGGGCCCUAACGUGGGGUGGAAUAGCCUUUUGAUUGAGCUUUUUUGGCCUGGAUUGUGUUCAAAUGGCUCCAGGAAGGGCUGAAUCAGACUUUGGCCUGCAGGACUGAAUUGACACUAGGGCUGAGACAGGUCUUUUUAAUUUUCAGUGUGGAACAACCUUUUACACGAAUUUUGAUUCCUUUAAUCAAAACAAUUACGAACUUCCGUUUGGACAUAUAUUUCUUUUGACUUAAGAACUUCACUGGUAAUUACGUAACAGUUUGAUUUGAUUUGAAAAAAAAAAAAACUCGAAAACGAAAAUUUCACUUUUAGACCUCAAGGUCGCCCCAAUUCAGACUAAAGGCAAUAAAAAGCCCCAAGGGGUCUGACUUGUCUGAACAGAGGAAAGUCGGGAGGAAAUGUCAAGGAAGGUAUUACCUUGUCUUUUUCGGCGCAUAAGUGAAACAAUAUUUCGCUUUAGUUUUAAGUACGUAUAUAAAAUAAGGGCUAUGUAUCAAAUUAAAGGUUGCGCGUAAACGUAAAACUUGAACCUCGGUCAACUUUUACACGCGGCCUUUCAUACAUUGCCUCCAGGGCCCUGACUGCCUCUAUUAUAUUUACGCGCGUACAUUUUACUUGCGUACGCACAUAAAUAUUACGCGGCAGUGGAAAUCCACCCUAAGUUCUUGAUCACCUAACGAUAGUUUAUACAUCCAGCACGUGCGUUCAUUCCAUUGCUUGUAUUUAUUCUCCCUGGCACCGGUUGUUCAAACGUUAGAUAGCGCUUUGCUUCGGAUAAAUCACUACACAGUGGAUAAGUAUUAGUGAAACUAACUGCGCUAUCUACUGGAUGGUGAUUUAUCUAGCGGAUAGCGUUAUUCAGCUUUUGAACAAAUUGUCCAGGUAAUUGUACAACACUACCAUAGCCACACAAGCCAUCGCGUUCAUCUGUAACGUAGAUUUGAAAGAGUAGAAUGUAAAGGAAGAAUUAUCAGUCUACUUGCCUUGUAAACGUAAAAUAAAUGCAGUUUUAUGAUUUUCAUGUAGAUAUCGACGAGUGUACAAGCAAAAUCCAUAGCUGUCACAGAAAUGCGUUAUGUAAGAACACUGAAGGGUCUUUCACCUGCACCUGCAAACCUGGUUACAAAGGAGAUGGCAAGAAGUGUAACGGUAAAUACCUCAGUAGAACACGCAAUUAUCGCAUUCUCUGCUUUUAAUUUAUUAGACUGAGGCAAACAAAUUUGUCGUGGAUUCUUAGCUAUGAACUGGAAUUAGCCUAGAGUACAGGUUUAAGCCAAGAAAUCUGUUCACAUGCAUUAUUAUUUUGAAUGAUUUUCCUCCCUGGUAGCCUCAACUCUAAGUUACUUCCAGCAACAGGAAUCACUGCUCAUCUGAAUGAAUAAAGCAAGAUCCAGGAAGCCGAUUACCUGUAUAUUGAUACUAUUUUAAGUCUCUUUGAAAACGAUUGCAGGCGCAUUCUUCACAGUUGAUCUCUAAUGUUGAUAUCUAUUUUGUUGUAGCGACACGAUCCUGCAAAGAAAUCAAGGACUUAGGUAUCUCCAAUGGCGACGGGGAGUACUGGAUUGACCCUGGAAGGACUAAAAGUCCUUUUAAGGCAUAUUGUGACAUGACAACUGACGGAGGUAUGGUUUGCGUUGAAGCUAGGGAAAACCCAUUUUUUUCUAAAGUAAGUUCAGGAAAUUCAAUAUAUGUUUGUAUUGUAUUCAAACCGAUAAUUUAGUCCUUACUUGUAACAACAGACUUUGUAUGACAAUUAGGAAUUAUUGGAUGAGGUUGAGGUAUCAUCCGAGAAUUAUGCAGAUCGAGAAGGCCUUCGGCCUCGGCGGAUAACACCCCAAAUGAGAGUAUCCGGUUAAUGACUUCGAUAGUGCAGGCUAUCGCCAGACAAAAGGGACAGCAACAGAGAAGCCCGAGUACGAGUUACUAUACCUCAGUUGUUUUAGUACAGGUAGAGAAUUUUACUGGUUUUGCGAAGAAAAACAAAAUACUUGAUGUACUACCUAAAAACAUAGCAAAAACAACAAAACUACAUCUCAUACUUGAAGAAUAUCUUCAAGACUAAGAAUCCCAGUGGAUCCUGAAUUUGCCGAGGAAAAGACACGUGAAAUCCAUCAGUUUAUCAAUUCUUCUUGUAUGUGUCAAGUGUUACCAUGGAGAAGCUGUUUGAAUGAAUAAUAAGCCUCGUUUUAGUAUCAACUUCAGACUAGCACCCGCCUAGGGAGUCACGAAUUUCUUAGUCUCGGGUUCUUAGUUCUGUAGUGCCGCCAACGAUUCCCAAAGUAGACCGCAAAUGAUCCUCACCGUAAAUGAUCCCCAUUGUCGACCGCAAGUGAUCCAGUGAAAAGUAGACGACUGGAAUACUGUUUUAUAUUAGGCAUGGAUGGUGAAUGUGCUGAGUAUUUGCACAUCGCGUAGAACAAUGAAUAAAUACAACUGUUUCUUUUAGUACAAAAUGUAUUUUUUUCUCAUUUCGUUAUUCAAGCAUUUGAUGUUUCGUUGCUGUGAAGAUUUAGGACAGGAAGGACCUUAAGAAGGAAAUUUUUCUUUCAUUUUAACGCUUAGGAAUAGGGAAAUAUGACCCCGGAAUAUGAUCCCUGUAUUUAUCACUCUGUAGAGGUUUUUGGUUUAUUUCGAAAUACGCUUAGUAAGUAAAACUCGUGAAAAUGUUGUGUCUAGUGGUAAGGACCCUGUCGGCGCAAACCUGUGUAUUCAUUUUCUGUGUCUUUGCUGCUGGACACACAGACAGUUACAACAUUAGGGAAACAGAAACGAAGCAACGAUUAAGUGGAAAAUUUUGUACCUAUGAGCAAAGAAUUAUCUUAAUGGGGUUCAGUGUACUAGAGCGAGCUUUUAUCUGGGGUCGUUUUCAGAGACUUUCGCCGUUACAAAAGUUAUCAUUUCCUAAAGUUGAUACUAGGCAGGGUUUGAGAAAUUACUUCUUAAGAGUAUUGCAUCUAAUUGAACUAUAGUAUGUGAAGUUUAGUUCAGUGAAGCUUUAAUGUUAACCAGCAAUUAAGCAAGAGCUAUUGUUUUACUGAGCAUUUAAGUGUUUCCUUUUUUUGGUUUGCGUCUAUUUAUGUUAUAUUUAUGGUUUCUUAUGUUUUCAGUCUUGGCAUUUAUUUGUUAAAUUUAUUCAGUUGAAUUUUUAAUACUUAUGGUGCGAUAAUAAACGUGACGCGAUGACCCAGUAACUUAAGUCCAGGCCAUUCUGAUUUUCCUCUCGGGAUCAUUUGCGGUCGACAAUGGGGAUCACUUGAGGUCGAGGAUCAUUUGCGGUCUAUUUUGGGGAUCAUUUGCGGUCUGAGGAUCGUUUACGGUCGGAAUCAGUUGCGGUACUGUACAGUUCGCCUGAGUUAUAUUUAACAAUGAUUAGGCCCACGGUGAGUUUCCGCCGUGUGAAUUAUUUUGAACUAAACAUUACUGCUUCUUUUGGCCCACAUGACUGAUAAACCAAUGAUAAACAUUUAUGGAAUUUCAGGGGGAUGGCUUCUUGUAUCCAACGUUGUUUCGCACGGUUCUUCAACGACUCAGUUGCCAGUUAAGACAUCGUACCGCGGAGUAAGCAGCAAAGAGAUGUUACUCACAAAGAGUGCCAUGAAGGAGCUGAGGAAGCACUUGCAUUUCACUCAGAUAAGAUUUUACUGCAGGAAAGGAGGAGGUCGUACAUUUCACAUCACCACGGCUGCUAACAGGAAAGGUGAGGCUGCUGUGAAAUACUUCAGUGGUGAGACAGAUGUGAUGCCCGCCUCUUGUGGCUCGUUUGUGAUCAUGAGCAAUGAUAACUCGCGGUUAGCAAGAGUCUGCAAGGAUUGGGGAUACCAAAGAGGUUCUUACAAAGUUGGCAAAUGGGGGCACGAGAGAGAUCAGAACAGAUUAUACGACCACCCUGCUUUUGUAAUGGCAGCUUACCACUGGCUUCUUGAACCGUCUCGCAGGUGGGAAUGCGACGAUGCUAGUGUGGGAGUGUCACGUGGCGAUUUUUGGAAAAUCUUCGUGCGAUAG